AUGAAGGGGGUAUCUUUGCUUUCGCUAUUUGGUGCAGCUGUGAUAGCUCAUCCAACAGGACUGUGGUGGGGCACUGAUGUCUGUUAUACCAGUCCCGAAAAGGCUGAUAACCAGUGUUCCCCAGCACAGCAAGUUGGAUUCGACUGGUCCCAGCUUGGAAACGGUGAUAACUGGAGCUAUGAUGGGUUCAACUUUGUUGGCUUCACUGCUAAAGAUGGUUGUCGUGAUUCUGAAUCCGGAACAUGCAUCGGGGGAACUCUCAGCCGUAAUGAUGGCUAUAGUCUCGAGGUCAACACUGCCGACACUCCAUUCUCUAUUCGCACUUUCCACCUCUCGACUUCUCGGCAGACCAACGUCCUCAUCACAUAUGAGAUGCCCGAGGGUCGCCCCUGUCACCAGGUGGCUUUCAGUUCUCGUCAGGGAAUCGACGUGCACAAUGAUCAGUGUGGUGGUGCAACCGCGGUCAAGUUCCAGCUUCCUGAAGAAAGCAAGUUUGGUGAUUGCACACUGAAUAUCCACGCUAUCAACUUCGAUUGCUCGUCCGGAGAAAAGCACACUGGCCACCCUUCCAGCAUCCCGCCUCCAUCUGAACCGGAGCCAACCCUGAGUCUACCAACUCACAGUCUACCGACUUACAGCCCACCUGCUGAAACUCUGUCUACGCUUCCUACUCCCGUGCCGGAGCAUCAUCACACAUCAGUGUGGGAAGUUACCUCGCCCUCUCCUUCAGCACCUGAACAUCAUCAAACAACUAUGGUGCCACUUCCUCCAGUUUCCAGUCUCACCAAGCCUACGACUACAGUGUGGGAAACUACCCAAAUCACUGUCACCAAAUGCGAAGCCACCGUUACCGAUUGUCCCGCUCAUUCUACCGUGGUCAUUCAUUCUACUUACGCGCUGUCAACUACUGUCUGUCCUUCCCCGUCCACCAAGCCCAACUCAGAUCAUUCGCUUCCCACAAUCCUCCCCUCAAGCUCCUCGAGCACUAUUACCAGCAGCAAAGUCACUCCCGAAAUCAGUGUUUCACACACCCCUGCACCUGUCCCAUGCCCGGAAUUGGUACCCAAGUGCAUGAACACCUGGCUUUCAAUCCCCAAAUGCGACUCCAACAGCGAUGCAGCCUGCUUCUGUCCUUCUCCAGAAUUCACAAACAAGGUCCAAUCCUGCAUACACGCCUGGGGAACCUCCAAGCACGAAAUCGACUCUGCGCUCUCUUAUUUUACUGGCAUUUGUGCGCCCUAUGUUCCCAAGAACCCGACUAUCAUUGACAUUGUGCCUCCCCCUGGUCCCCAUGAGGCCCAUACAGCUGUUACUGCGCCCAAGCCUGCAGGAACUCCCUGUACAACCAUCACAUGGGCAUCGCACACGGUCACCGUCCCCCAGGUCGGAUUCAACACUGUCACUGGUAGCUCUAUGACCUCUGUGGAUCUGGUCGUUGGUACUCCCGCAAGUGCGAAGGUUACUUCUCCGUCGGAGACCGGACAGCACAAGCACUCGUGGAAAACAUCUGCGACAACUACUCCCUGCUCUACUCGAACUUCUACUCUCUUGACGACUAUCACCCGAGGUCCCACUGUAUCGAACCCUGUCCCUGAGCCCACCGAGAGUGUUGUGUAUGCCAACUCUGGGGAGAAGCCGCACAUCAGUUAUAUUCACGCCGCUGGUCUGGUUGCUUUGGUUUUGGCUUUGAUCUAA
Molecule: messenger RNA, 1695 nt
Organism: Penicillium olsonii
Lineage: Eukaryota; Fungi; Ascomycota; Eurotiomycetes; Eurotiales; Aspergillaceae
Source: the annotation of a GenBank genome assembly